This is a messenger RNA of Ictidomys tridecemlineatus (thirteen-lined ground squirrel), 1832 nucleotides long. RefSeq names its product leucine rich repeat containing 2 (gene Lrrc2). Gene Ontology annotation, molecular function: protein binding. Gene Ontology annotation, cellular component: cytoplasm. The record is from RefSeq and is a predicted model, not a curated record. NCBI's taxonomy places the organism in Eukaryota, Metazoa, Chordata, Mammalia, Rodentia, Sciuridae.
UAGUUUAUCAGCACAUGUCCUCCAGAUCAUAUUAUCUGCUUACAAAUAUAGCCUGUUAGCGCACAGGCCCGGGAGGCUCCGGGCAGCGUGGCCCUUCCACUCCGGGUGUUGCUCGCGGGUGUAAACAGCCUUGAAGCCGGAUCGGCCCCGUGGCCAGACCGUGGACUGUCUGCACCACCCGCACCAGGGAGGUAAUUUCAUGCUGCCACAAUGGGACAUAAAGUGGUGGUGUUUGACAUUUCUGUUGUCAGAGCCUUGUGGGAAACUCGUGUCAAGAAGCACAAAGCUUGGCAGAAGAAGGAGGCGGAAAGGCUCGAGAAAAGCGCCUUGGAAAAGAUAAAGGAGGAGUGGAACUUCGUUGCUGAGUGCAGGAGGAAGGGCAUCCCCCAGGCUCAGUACUGUAAGAAUGGCUUCAUUGACACCAGCGUGAGGCUUCUGGAGAAGAUCGAGAGGAACUCGCUCUCCAGGCCGAGCUCACUUGCCAAGGACAAGGGCAAGCAGAGCAACCCAUUUGUGUUGGAACUUUCGGGGGAGCACUGGAAGGAGCUGCCUGACUCGUUGAAGGAGCAGACACACCUGAAAGAAUGGCACAUUUGCAAUACCCUGAUUCAAAUCAUUCCUACAUACAUUGAGCUGUUUCAAGCAAUGAGGAUUCUGGAUCUGCCAAAAAACCAAAUCUCAUGUCUUCCAGCUGAAAUUGGUCGUUUGAAGAACCUGAAAGAACUCAAUGUGAGUUUCAACCAUCUGAAGAGCAUUCCUCCAGAACUAGGGGACUGUGAAAAUCUAGAAAGACUGGACUGUUCUGGAAAUCUGGAAUUAAUGGAGCUCCCAUUUGAACUAAGUAAUUUGAAGCAAGUUACAUUCGUAGAUAUCUCAGCAAACAAGUUUUCCAGUGUCCCGAUCUGUGUCCUGAGGAUGUCUAAUUUGCAGUGGCUGGAUAUCAGCAACAAUAACCUGAAUGACCUGCCACAAGAUAUAGACAGGCUGGAAGAACUGCAGAGCUUUCUCUUGUAUAAGAACAAGUUGACCUACCUUCCGUACUGCUUGCUGAACCUCAAGAAGCUCACUUUGCUGGUUGUCAGUGGGGACCAUUUGGUGGAGCUCCCAACUGCCCUUUGUGACUCCUCCACGCCAGUGAAAUUCAUAAGUCUGAUGGAUAAUCCUAUUGAUAAGGCCCAGGGUCAAGAUGAUGAUGAGAUAAUGGAAAGUGAACAGGAACGGCAACAUUUUGAUAAAGAAUUUAUGAAAGCCUAUAUUGAGGAUCUUAAAGAAAGAGAAUCUGUGCCCAGCUAUACUACCAAGGUAUCUUUUAGCCUUCAACUUUAACAUCAUUCAUCAGAAGACUGCAAAAUCUCACCAUCCUGUGGAGCUUUACAACUUUGUGUAAAGGUUAUGUCAUAUAGGAAUCAUGGCUUGAGUUUUAGGACAAAGUCUAUUAACCACUGUCAUAGUCAUUAAGAAAAAUAAUUUUCAAAUUUCAAAUGUAUGAAUAAUCUUCCUCUAUGGGCUCAAGAAUUGAUAAAUUAGUUUAUAUAUUGGUAUUUAUAGGUUCAUUUGCAUACAAUUGUUUCCAAAUAAUGCACAUUUAAUAUUAUAGAAGGUUUUUUAAAAAAUUAUAAUUUAAUGACCAAAUUCUGACACUGAAUGCACUGUUUUCAGAAAUCAAGGGCUAAAGGGUCGUGAAAAGAACCUUCAUAUUGGACAAGUCAGAUCAGAGUUUUGUUAUUUGAAAAUGUUUAAUACAUUCUUUCUUUUACUGAGAGUAACUAACGUUCCUUGGGUUGAAAUGAACUGUUACUUCCGUGAUGUUUUAAAUUAUAUUUUGGCAAGAA